AUUACACACGUGAAAAUGAGGAAGGAAACCCAGCAUAAGAAAGCAGAACAACACUUGCUUCACAUGCUCUUCAUGGACUGUACUGAUGGCUGCCUCAAUCAGAAGACACUGAGCGCAGUGUCCUUCCAAACACAGCUGACCCUGGAAACCAUGAACACCACAGUGAUAAAGGGCUUCAAUGGGUCUGAGCGGUGCCCCAGGGACACACGGAUAGCACAGCUGGUGUUCCCAGUCAUCUACACCAUCGUUUUCUUCACAGGCAUCCUGCUGAACACCUUGGCCCUGUGGGUGUUCAUUCACAUCCCCAGCUCCUCCACCUUCAUUGUCUACCUCAAAAAUACUUUGGUGGCCGACUUGAUAAUGACGUUCACGCUUCCAUUUAAAAUCCUCUCUGACUCACACCUCGGACCCUGGCAACUCAGGGCCUUUGUGUGUCGUUUCUCUGCGGUCAUCUUUUACGAAGCCAUGUAUGUGGGCAUCACACUGCUAGGCUUCAUAGCCUUUGAUAGAUUCCUGAAGAUCAUCAGGCCCUUUGGAAAAUAUUUUGUACAAAAACCUGCUUUUGCAAAAAUGAUCUCGACCUUCGUCUGGCUCUUUUUGUUCCUCAUCUCUCUGCCGAAUAUAAUCUUGAGCAAUAAGGAAGCAACACCAUCAUCUGUGAAAAAGUGUGCCUCCUUAAAGGAUCCGCUGGGGUUGAAAUGGCAUCAAGUGGUGAACUACAUAUCACAGUUCAUUUUCUGGACUGUUUUUGUCCUAAUGCUUCUGUUUUAUGUGGUGAUUGCAAAAAAAGUAUACAACUCUUACAGAAAGGCCAGAAGUAAGGACAGCAAACACAACACAAAGCUGGAAGGUAAAGUGUUUGUUGUUGUGGCUGUAUUCUUUGUGUGUUUUGCUCCAUUUCAUUUUGCCAGAGUUCCCUACACUCACAGUCAAACUAACAAUAAGACUGACUGCAGGCUGCAAAAUCAAUUGUUUAUAGCUAAAGAAACAACCCUCUUUUUGGCAGCAACUAACAUUUGCAUGGAUCCCAUAAUAUACAUAUUCUUAUGUAAAAAAUUCACAGAAAGGCUACCAUGUAUGAGAGGGAGGAAGAUCACGUCAUCAACCCAAGAAAAUCGUACUAUCCAGACAGACAAUAUAACCCUAGGCUGAUAACUUUAUUCUGGUUACCUAAUAUCUAAUAGGUAAAAUUUCAAAAGUCAAUUUGGAAACAAAGUUUAAGCAAGGAAAAAAGGAUGGAGCAAAUGCUUUUUAUUAUCCUGGUGUACAGAAAGGAUUCUAUAAAUUUUAAUUGCACAUAGAUCAAUUCAUAAGCAGAGUGAAGUAUCUGUGAGAGAAAUGCAACAGAAAGCAAGUGGCCACUAGAGGUCACCUUUUUGCAAACACUCACUGAGAUUUUGGAGAAGAUAUGGAUAAACCUGUAUUACUAAACACCUCCUUCCAGAACACCUUCUCACUUCUCACAUUCUCUGACACACAUAAUUCAAACAACACUACUGCUUCUGUAUCCCACAAGUGUUGAUACUUCCUGGUUUAAAAACAAACCAAAAAACUUGAAAGUCCUUUGAUGAAAGCUGAAGCCAUUGGGUACGAAACAUCAGGGGAAUUGAAGUAGGUCAGAAAACCCUGAGAAAGCCUGGAUGAAGGAGUUCCUCCUUAUUAAUUGUCAAGAGCCUCUUCCAGUAUUAAGAGUACUGACAUUGUUUCAGUAUUCCAUAUGUAGCAUUAGACCAUUAAGCCACAUAAAAUAUUGUACUAUUGUACGAUGCGUUCAUCUUACGUGUGUAUAAUUUAAGGGCAAGAAUACUGUACUGAUUGAUAUUCUUUGGAAUUCUCCCUCCG
Messenger RNA from Lynx canadensis (Canada lynx), 1842 nucleotides. RefSeq names its product purinergic receptor P2Y13 (gene P2RY13). The transcript has 2 exons. Lineage: Eukaryota; Metazoa; Chordata; Mammalia; Carnivora; Felidae. Gene Ontology annotation, molecular function: G protein-coupled purinergic nucleotide receptor activity. The record is from RefSeq and is a predicted model, not a curated record. Bases 16 to 1152 code for a protein of 378 amino acids. Gene Ontology annotation, cellular component: membrane. Gene Ontology annotation, biological process: negative regulation of adenylate cyclase activity; G protein-coupled receptor signaling pathway.